Molecule: messenger RNA, 703 nt
Organism: Coffea eugenioides
Lineage: Eukaryota; Viridiplantae; Streptophyta; Magnoliopsida; Gentianales; Rubiaceae
Exons: 1
Coding region: 114-551 (145 amino acids)
Source: RefSeq, a predicted model, not a curated record
UAUAUACUAGGCACUAGCCAUGAGUUUUAUUUAUUAGGCAAACCCUUGUGGAUUCGAAAUCCUAUAUUACUUUGUUCAAGAAACAGCUCCAUUACAUUAAUUUGCUCUAGGAAAUGGGAAGUGAGUCCAAGCCAAAUAAAUUCCACUAUGAUUUAUCCAUGUCAAAGAGGACUCGAAGAUCAUUGAAUCUCGUUGAAGAUGAUCAUGAUCAAGGCUCAUUUCAAGCAUGGCAUGGAGAAGAAGAAUGUGCCCUGGAAUUUGCCAUUGGGGAUGAAGAAAAGGGCAGCAUUAGUUUGAGUGAAGCAUCGGAAAACGACCAAAAGAAGAGCUUGAAGCAGCUGAUCGGUGGAAGGAGCCUUAGCCAACAUUUCUCACAGGAAGAGCCACAGCUUCAAUUGGUUGUUAAACAGCAUGAUCAAGAAGGACUGAAUGGAUUGAAGUUCACAAGGAUGGUGAGUCGUUAUGCAAAAGCUUUAAGCCAUUUGAUCAAGCUUAAGCGAAAACAACAAAUGGGGCUUUACAAGAAACCAGUUCUUCCAUUGACCAAUUAAGUUGAAAUCUGUAGAAACUAAGCAGAAAUUAUAUGCUUAAUAGUCUUGGCUGCAGCUGAAUCUGCGUCCUGCUUUGAUUUGCAGCCCACAAAUUAAUUCUGCUGCCAUCUUGUUUUAUUUAUUGUUUGGCUUGUAAUAUUACUUUUUUGCAA